Molecule: messenger RNA, 1512 nt
Organism: Conger conger (European conger)
Lineage: Eukaryota; Metazoa; Chordata; Actinopteri; Anguilliformes; Congridae
Gene: tab1
Product: TGF-beta activated kinase 1/MAP3K7 binding protein 1
Exons: 11
Coding region: 118-1512 (464 amino acids)
Biological process (GO): protein dephosphorylation
Cellular component (GO): cytosol
Molecular function (GO): protein serine/threonine phosphatase activity
Source: RefSeq, a predicted model, not a curated record
ACAAAUUACAACUAUUAACGUUACAGUGUGGGUGGGCGGUGCUGUACUGGAAAAAAAUGGCAGAGCACUGCGAACUUGUAUGAGAAGAGUGAUGCUGGUGAGCUAGUUCCGCUUAAGAUGGCGGCGCAGCGGAGGAAUUUAAUGCAAAGCCAGCAGAGCUGGACUGACGACCUCCCGCUGUGUCAGCUGUGUGGGGUGUACACAACAGCCAACUGUGUGUACGGUCCUGACGGCAAGAGCACUCAGAGUCACCCGAACGAGGAUGGGCACUUCAGAUUCAGAGGCGAGGACGGCUGCUUCCUCUACGGGGUGUUCAACGGCUUCGAUGGGGGCCGAGUGGCUAACUUUGUCGCUCAGCGCCUGACGGCUGAACUGUUGCUGGGACAGCUGAAUUCCAGCCACACCGACGCAGACGUCAGGAGAAUCCUCUUGCAGGCUUUUGAUGUGGUGGAGAAGAGCUACUUUGAAACCAUUGACGACGCCUUGGCUGAGAAAGCUAACCUACAGUCUGAGGGUGUGAUGUUUCACCAGAUGUCCCCGCAGAACCAGAAGCUCUCGGAGAGGCUUGGUGUGUUGGAGCAGGAGGUAUCAGGCGGGGCCACCGCUGUAGUGGCCCUAAUCCUCAACAACAAGCUGUACAUCGCCAACGUAGGUACCAACCGCGCUCUGCUGUGCAAGUCUUCCAGUGACGGGCAGAACCAGGUGAUCCAGAUCAGCCACGACCACACCACCGACAACGAGGAAGAGGUCCAGAGACUAGCCCUGCUGGGUCUGGACCCCACCCGUCUGAGGCAGGCCGGCCCGAUCGCUGGCCAGACCAGCACGCGUAGGAUCGGGGACUACCGCGUCAAGUUCAACUACACCGACAUCGACCUGCUCAGCGCAGCCAAAAGCAAGCCAAUCACGGCCGAGCCAGAGAUCCACGGCAGCCAAUCGCUGGAGGGCGUUUCUGGGUUCCUCCUCCUGAUGUCCGAGGGGCUGAUCAAAGCCCUUGAGGCUGCCCACGGCCCCGAGCAGGCCAAUCAGGAGAUGGUGGCGAUCGUGGCGGCAGAGCUGGCUCAGCAGAGCAGUCUGGAGGGCGCGGCGCAGGCUGUGGUGGAGCGGGUGAAGAGGCUGCACCACGACGCCUUCGCCAGCGGGAGGCAGCGUUCAGCACACUGCUCCCGGCACGAGGACAUGAGCCUGCUCAUACGCACCCUCAACUACACCCUGUCCGACUGCGCCCUCACGCCCACGCAGGGAGGGCGCCUCUACCCCGUGUCAGUGCCCUACUCCAACAGCCAGAGCACCAGCAAAACCAGCGUCACCCUGUCCCUGGUCAUGCCCUCACAGGGCACCCUCACCAAUGGGACCACCAACACCACCUCCACACAGGAGGAAGGCACGCCCACACCCAGGUACAGCCCCUCCCCCCCACCCUGCUCUGCCACGCUGACCCAGCUCAGCGCCUGGCGGCUCGGCUCACAGAUUAAACACGCCGUCACGCUGUCACGUGCCGGGGAGCUGCCAUGA